AUGCCGAUGCCGAUGCCAAUGCCGAUGCCGAUGCCGAUGCCGAUGCCGAUGCCGAUAUGGACCCGCCCGUCAUCACUCUGCGCGAGGAGCUGGCUGCCAUCUCACAGGGAACAACAGGUCUUCGGACCUGGGAGGCAGCCCUGCGCUUCACCGAGGUCAUGAUAUCCCGUCCCGACAUUAUCCGCGAUCGUUGCGUGCUCGAGCUCGGGGCUGGCAUGGGCCUGGUGGGGCUGGCCGGCGCAAUGCUCGGCGCUCGUUCAGUGUGGAUGACCGAUGUUAACGAGCAGGUUCUGCGGCGUCUCUCCGAAAAUGUCGACCUCAAUCGGCCUCUGCUUGAACAGGGCUCAGGCUCUCUCGCGUCGGUCUCGGCCCUGGACUGGGAAGGCUUUGAUGCCGCUGAUCCGCGAUGGGAGCGGGCCGUCGACACUGUCAUCUGUACCGAUGUGACCUACGAUCCCUCCAUUGUCUCGGCUCUCGUUCGGGUGUUGGACUUUUACCUUGCUCGCGGAGCCACGGGCUGGAUGGCAGCGACGAUUCGGCAACCAGAGACCUUUGAGCUCUUUGUUUCCUGCCUCAGCGACGCCGAUAUCAAGUACUCCAAGCUGGACGUUGACGCCAUUCCCAAGUGGUUCUAUCACGAGGAGGAGAUUGCCGGGGUGGUCGUGCUUCAAAUGACCAAAGACGUUGUGCCGUGAGGCUUCAAAUCGCCGCAAUAAGAAUACACCGACUGAGAUUUGCGAGA
Molecule: messenger RNA, 742 nt
Organism: Polychytrium aggregatum
Lineage: Eukaryota; Fungi; Chytridiomycota; Chytridiomycetes; Polychytriales
Product: putative methyltransferase-domain-containing protein
Exons: 1
Coding region: 57-695 (212 amino acids)
Source: RefSeq, a predicted model, not a curated record